AUGGUGCAGUGCAAGAAAUGUAAACUAUUUCUAUCUAUGAACAAAGAUGACGUUAUUAAGUGCAAAGGUGAUUGUGAUGGUGUAUUCCAUAAAAAAUGCGUGCGUAAUAAUAAGCAGUUGGCGCUAAAGGAGAUAUGUGAAGAAUGCUUGAAAAAUGAGAGGAGCCCACCGCAAAAUAAAGACACGAACUCCAGCUCUAAAAUAACUGUGAACCCAUGUGAAACAUCAGGUGAAAAAAUCUUAGAAGAAGUAAACAAAAAGCUAGAAGUGAUUUACAACAUGGAAAAAAAGUUAACUGAACUCACAGACACUGUUGACUUUUAUGCAGAAAUGUACCAAGAGAUGAGUAACUUUAAGGAAGCCGCAGAAAAAAAGAUUAAAUCUCUCGAACAAAAGAAUGUAUUUCUAGAAAAGUACAACAGGGCUCUGGAAGAAAGGGUGGAAGAACUAGAAAUGAAGGAGAAAGAAAAAUGCUUAGAAAUAUGUGGUUUAGAGAAUAUACCUAACGAAAAUACCAAGCAAGUUGUGCAAGAGGUGGCGAAAUUAUUGCAAGUUAAUCCGGAAGAUAUUGAAGACGCGGAGAGGGUAGGCAAAGAAAAAGAUGGAGACCAAAGACCGAGGAUAAUUAAAGUCAAACUACGAACGAAAAACGCACGGAUCAAGUGGAUGGCAGCGAAGAAGGAGCAUACCGUCACUAAUAGUAAAUUGCAUUCCAACGGCAGCGACAAAAGAAUCUAUAUUAACGAAGAUCUACCUAAACAGAAACGGAGAUACAAAUAUGACCUUCUGAAUAAUGAAAGGAGUCCAGCGACUACGAGUUACAAAAACACCCUGUGCGAAUGCGGCCUGCACAGUGCGAUUCCCGGAAACGAAGCGACGCGCGAGCCAUCGUUAAAGGAGGAGCAGACGUCGUGCUUGGACACGUGUGGGUGCGAGAGAGACGGAGUAUGGACUUCGCGGCCUAUGUCCUUGAACUUUAUAGAUAAAAUAUUUGAAAAAGUAAUUGUUGGCCAAAUAAACACUUUCUUGGAACGUAAUAACAUACUGUCCGAUGCUCAGCACGGCUUUAGAAAAGAACGCAGCACAGCCACAGCACUGACCCGGUUUGCGGACUUUGUCAAUGAGAGUCUUAAUUUAGGUAAGCAGCUCAUAGCAUUAUUUAUAGACUAUAAAAAAGCCUUCGAUACGCUUGACCAUCACGUGUUGCUACAAGCAAUGGAAGAUUGUGGCAUUCGCGGUCCCACUAAUGAAUGGUUCAAGAAUUAUCUUACCAAUAGAAAGAUUCGUACUGUAGUAAACGGAGUAGCGGGGGAGGAGGCUCCUGUUGACAUGGGUGUGCCGACCGGAUCAGUGUUCGGACCAGUAGGCUAUAUAAUGCAUGUGAAUAGUGUAAUUAACGUUGUAAGCAGAUGUCGCGUGUAUAUGUAUGCCGAUGACAUGUGCCUAUUGUAUGCGUCGAAAGAUCUGACCGAGGCCCAGGAGAGUAUUCAAUCCGACUUUGAAAGAAUAACGCAAUGGGCACAUGACAACGGUAUAAUCUUAAAUAUUCAAAAAACCAAGUACAUGCAUAUAUACUCACCGUAUAAUAACCGUGCUAAGGCCGCUGAUGACAGCAGCAUAG
This is a messenger RNA of Trichoplusia ni (cabbage looper), 1621 nucleotides long. RefSeq lists its product as uncharacterized. The transcript is spliced from 3 exons. The record is from RefSeq and is a predicted model, not a curated record. The annotation marks the transcript as partial. NCBI's taxonomy places the organism in Eukaryota, Metazoa, Arthropoda, Insecta, Lepidoptera, Noctuidae.